Molecule: messenger RNA, 1629 nt
Organism: Brienomyrus brachyistius
Lineage: Eukaryota; Metazoa; Chordata; Actinopteri; Osteoglossiformes; Mormyridae
Product: germinal-center associated nuclear protein-like
Exons: 8
Coding region: 98-1453 (451 amino acids)
Source: RefSeq, a predicted model, not a curated record
GCAGGCUAAUGCCUGGCCACAGGCCCUUCCUCUGGUGGUGGUGGUCCCAGGGCAGGCUGGGCACAGGGCCAGCGAUGAACGGCUAGAGGAAGACCUGAUGCUUCAGACACUCAUUGAGGAAGGUUUGAUUUCAGAGUACAUGUUCGUCCAUAUCCCCGAGACCACGAACGAACCCCAAGGAUCCGAGCAGAUCCGCCAUGCCGUCAGGUGGCUCGCUGCCCGCUCCACGGCACCAGCCCGGCUCGUCUCGCAGACGUUGGUGCAGGUUGUGGAGGCCGGGCUCUGCCGCGAGUUUGCUGGUAGGCUUCACCGUGAUCGGAGGGACCGUGACAUGGCGGGACUGCCCUCCCAGGGCCCUGCACCCGUCAUCGGCCUCUACAACACUGUCCUGGCUUUCUUGGCUGGCCUUGUGUCGUCCCCGAGUCUGGCUGGCCUCUCCUGGCCCGUGGCAGAGUUCUCGGUGCCAGGGGGUGGUGACUGCCUACCACAUCUGCUCUGGAACUCGGCUGAGCACCUGGAGUGGCUCCAGGGGGCAGUCCUGAGCCUGCGGCUGCCCGACUGGCCGCUGCCAGCCGUGGGGGCUCCUUGGAGCCAGCUGGUUGCCUCCAUCUUCCAGUACGUAUCUCAAAUCCCAUGGUCCCGCCACAGCCAGCCACUCCUUAUGUCCCAGUUGGAGAACCUUUUGGAGAGGCUGCGUCAGGACUGUGUGGGCCGAGGUGGGGGGCCGGACAAGGAGCCCACUUUCUGGGAGGUGCCCUGGGACGAAAUUGUCAUGCUCUGUGUAGAGCACCAACUCCUGGACUGGAACCCUCCUGGGUGCCCCGUGAGUGAAGAUGUCGUCAGUGACGACGGAGAAAUCUCGGUGUAUUUCCUGAGCGAUGGGCUGCAGGGCUUCAUACCGCCGUCCUGCUGGGUGGAUGCCGUAAAGCAGACGCACAGGGACAAGCAGCAGGGGAAGGCAGGGUGUCACCAGAGCAUGUGGCCUCAUCCUCGACUGGCCAGGCCACGUCUUCAACAGAAGCUGUUUCACAGCAUGGUUGAGGACCCUGAGUCCGGAUCCGGUGUUGCCCCUGUUUUGGAUGCUGCCUCCAGCCCCCAGGACCUCCUGGCUCGCAUUGAGGAGGAGAAAGAACAGAGCCGCAGGUUCGAGGACCAGCUGCGUACCUGGCUUGACGUCGAGUCCCUGGGCCCUUCCUCUUCCUCCUCACCACUUUUCUUGCCUUCUUCGUUACUGUCUGUACCGGAGAUCGUAGUGCCCUCCCCAAAGAUGGCUGCCCCACCUGCACUUGCCCUGCAGAAGGAGCGCAGUGUCCGCAGUGACCAGGCCAGGGGAGCUGCCAGUUUUAUGGCGAGGCGUCUACAGGAGCUGGAGCAGCUGAUCUCUGCAAGCCGGGAGGAGGAGCUCGCAUGUGAGCUGAAGCUAAGCUGCCUUCUGGACAUUGUUGAUGACUGAGUGUCAUGUGACCCACCUGAUGUCUGCCGUUGACUGCCACAAGUUGUCUCUCUUAUGCCUGAUUUCUGCAGUAUAUUUAGUUGUGUGGUACUUGUGCAUAUAUUGCUUUGAAGAGUAUGAUGUACAGUAAUUUACACAACAUUGGGAGUGUUGUAACUGGGGGAAAAACAUGUCAU